AUGGGUCAUCAUCAUCAUCAUCACGGAGGCAGCGGUCAUCACCAUCAUCAUCACCAUCAUGGUAGUGGACACUAUGGUGGAGGUGCAGUUUUAGUUACACCAAUUGUUACACCAGUUCCAGUUGUAUAUGGAUCAAGAUCAUCAUCAUAUUGUCCAAAAUCAAUGACCGUUGCUUAUGUACUUUGGUUCUUUUUUGGUAUUUUAGGUUUCCACAGAUUAUAUUUAGGAAGAGUUGGUACAUUCUUUUUAUAUUUCUUUACAGCAGGUGUAUUUGGUUUAGGUUGGCUAUUUGAUGCAUUUUAUACUCACAAGAUGGUUAAACAUUAUAAUGAAUGUGAAUUCACAAAAUCAUGCGUUGGACAAAGUCCACCUGCCACCAUUCCAAUUUAUCAAAGUGAAGGAGCUUAUCCAACUUAUCAACAAGUUCCACAACAACCACCACAAUUCUAUCAACCACAACAACAACAACCACAAUAUCAACCAUAA
This is a messenger RNA of Dictyostelium discoideum AX4, 486 nucleotides long. Its product is annotated as TM2 domain-containing protein. The transcript has 2 exons. Bases 1 to 486 code for a protein of 161 amino acids. NCBI's taxonomy places the organism in Eukaryota, Evosea, Eumycetozoa, Dictyosteliales, Dictyosteliaceae. Gene Ontology annotation, cellular component: membrane. The record is from RefSeq and is a predicted model, not a curated record. Gene Ontology annotation, biological process: G protein-coupled receptor signaling pathway.